AUGUCCGAGUCCUCUUGGGUGGAGACUUGCAAUUUUCAUGGUUUGAUUGAAAAUGUAUUAUCGGUUGGAGGCUCUAGGCAAGAGAUCCGAUUGUUCACACCAAUAUGUAGAGUAGUGGAGAGGACUGCAAUUGAGAUGGAAUUCAUUUACUGGGGGUGUAGUCGAAUAUCGGAAUCCAGAAGGCGGUAUACGUCGGAAGAAGGUGGUGGGAUUGGUGGGAUUCUGGAGAAGUGCCAACAUGUCACUGCUGUGACAGACGCCCUUGUGGCCUCGUACUGCCUCUUUAAGUGGUGCCCGCUUCGACAAUCAGGCAUUCCCGAUGGUGCGGUUAGGCUUUCCAUUGGGCUUCAUUUAGGGUGGCUGUGUUUGAGGCUCCACUUACACAAUGACAGCUGUACGGGAAUCGCUCUUGGCUUAAAUAACGAUAUUCUAUCAACAGGCAAAUUCUGUAGCUGUUUACAAGAGAGUCAAGCUCAAGGUCGAGUUGGAAGCAUAAGGUCCGGCCCUCUACUUUUUGGAGUCACUAAGGACUCUUUGAAAAGGUGCUUGUUAGCUGCCGGCGUAGCAGGUUACUGUGGGAUUUUAGUGCUGGAUAAUUUUGCAUGGCUACUUUUCUACUCCCAUUUUGAUUUAUUUGUGUUUUGGAGCGCCUUGAAGGCGGCACCUUCGCUAAGCGCGAUUGACUGGCUUGCGAUUUCACUCUUCGAUUGA
Molecule: messenger RNA, 711 nt
Organism: Lindgomyces ingoldianus
Lineage: Eukaryota; Fungi; Ascomycota; Dothideomycetes; Pleosporales; Lindgomycetaceae
Exons: 9
Coding region: 1-711 (236 amino acids)
Source: RefSeq, a predicted model, not a curated record